Messenger RNA from Adineta ricciae, 8709 nucleotides. NCBI's taxonomy places the organism in Eukaryota, Metazoa, Rotifera, Eurotatoria, Adinetida, Adinetidae. The record is from the annotation of a GenBank genome assembly.
AUGGAAUUAUCGAAGAAUUUGAUUGAAGAAAUCAAUCACAUACGAGAGAACACAACCGAUGAAUGCAUUCUGAUCAACACCAACCAAUCGAUCGGCAAGUUAGAAGAUGUUCUAACUUUAAUCUCGUCCUAUCUAACACGUUUACCAAUCAAUACGAAUUCCUUCGAAUGGCAAUUUACUCUGAAAUAUCAUUCCAAUUCACAAACAAAACAAGUUUCAAUUCAAUGUCUGGAAAAGUCCAUUGAUUAUGCAUACGAUCUGAUUUCGAACAAAGAAAUAUUCACUCCGAAAGAGCACCACUUUCUUGGCAAGAUCUUCCUCUCAUUAGGAGCAGCUGGCGGAACACUUAUUCUCAAUCAGAAUAGUGAUUAUCUAAUCGAACAUCUUUCAUCGGAUAUUGGUCGAAAUCUAUUUCGAAUUGAAUGUAAUUCCACAACCGAUGACUGUCAGAUUCUGAAUUCAUUCGCCGGACUUUGUCAAGGAAAUCUAUUUCUAUUCAAUCAUCUUAAUAAACUCAAUCAAAGAGUGAUGCAACUAUUCAUCGAAUUAUCCACAAGUUUAUAUGACGCGAUCUUGAAAAAGACGAAAUCAUUUGAAUGUAUGUCCCGGACGUUUUCGUUAGUUGAAUACAAAGAUAUAAACUAUUUAUCGACUGUUUAUCCGUCGACAAUUGAACAUUUCUCUAUGUUAAAAAGUGAUGUGAUUGUCGAUUAUCGAGUUGUCACACUUUCCCAGCCAGACUACACGCAUGUGUUCAUUGCUCAACUGAUCCAAUCCGGUUUUCAUUAUGCAUUCGACAUUGCUACUCGCUUUCUCAAUCUGCUAUCCUAUACAGUCAAUCAAUCAUUAACAGAAAAUCUUUGUCGACUCGGUAUCAUCGUUCCGAAAAUGGAUUUAAAUCCAACCUUGAUCAAAAUGUUGAUCAAGUUCGCGAAAAACCAUCUGAAAACUCAUUCUCAAGAAGAUGAAGAGCAGGCUUUAUCCAACGGUUUAGCCAUAAUCUCGAAAUGUUUCAACAGCGAAGAUAAACAAGCAUUUCAAUCGUUGAUCAAAGCGAAGAAUCAGUCAUUCAAGGGUACAAUUCCAAAAUCCAUUCCAUUCGAUAGUUUAGCUACAACAAAUCGCCAUUUCGGAGAGAAAAUUUGGAAUAUAUCCGAUGCGUUUGAAUUAGCGUUGAAACAGUUUCAAUUGAAUGUCAAUGAAAAUAUUCUCAAUAAGCUAUUUCAAUUGCAUCAUCUCACUGAAAAUCAUUCCAAGAUUCUCAUUAUCGGACAAAGUCAAUCUGGCAAAAGUUUGUUGAUGAAAGUCUUUCUCAAAGCACGAUCGUUUCUCUAUCCGAAACAAGUUUAUCAUCAUUUAAUGCUACAAUUAUGGCCUGCGGAGAUCCUAUUCUCAAGAUACAAUCACGAAAAGGGUCUUUUUCAACAAGGGCUUCUACCGAAUAUCGUCAAAAACACUGAUGAUAAUCUUUAUCUUCAUCUCGAUGGUUUCAAUCCAGAUGAUUUGAGCACACUCGAAGAUUUCGUUCUUAACCUAGAUCACGGGCACGUCUUUUGGGAGUUAGAAAACUUGAAUGAUCUAAGUCCAACAUUCCUAUCCUCAUGCAUUAUGUUGAACAUUGAAGAACCCAUUUGGACAUGGCGAGAUUUAGUGUAUUCAACAUUCUCGAAUGAACAUAAUGAUAAUGAAAUCUACGAAGAAUUGCAAAAGAUACUCAUCGAUUAUAUUUCAAGAAUCCAAUCGUAUGAUAUCAAAGAUAAAUCAACCGUCAAGAUCUCAUUUAUGUCGAAAAUAUCCAUGGCAGUGACAUUACUGAAGACCUAUUUGAAAAAUGAUAAAUGUUCACCGAUUGAUCUGCGUGCGUUGGUGGAGUAUACUCUCCUCUGGUCAUUCAUAACACACGUGGAUCGAGAUGCGAAGAGACACUUUGAGAAUUGGUGGAGACAAACAUUCCAUAACAUUCCAAAAGAAAAAUCUUUAACGGAUUGGAUGUAUGACACGGAUGCUCAUCAAUUCGUUCUUUGGGCGGAUACAAUUCCUGCAUUUAAUCCUGCAGCACAUCAAGGAAUUCCGAAUAACAUCUUCGUUCAUACACCUUACACGAUGGCAUUAUCGCAUUUGGUUAGCUCAAUGACAGAAGAUGAUCAUCCGGUUUUGUUGAUUGGUGAUCGUGGAGUUGGAAAAAGUGCAUUGGUCAACGAUCGUUUAAAAGCUACAUGCGGUGGUGAUAUCAGUGAUGAUUUUUACAUCACUGUCAACUGCAAUGCUGAGACUGAUGCUCUCUUCGCUUACGAAAAAAUCGAAGAACAAUUGCAGUGGAAACAUUCGUGUUACUACACAACUAAAGGAAAUCGAAAAAUGUUCUGUUUCAUCGAUAAUCUCAAUCUCGCCAAGAUCGAUCGCUGUGAAUCUCAAUCCUUAGUCGAAUUAUUACGUCAACACAUUAGUUCUCAUGGUAUCUACUCACCUGUCACCUCCAAUUGGCAGUAUAUUGACAAUGUAACGUACGUUGUUACAUUGAAUUCGAAUCAAAAGCUGGCUGCAUACAAUCGUUUGAUGAAAUACUUCCACAUCAUUCAAAUGGAUAUGCCAAGCGAGUCGGAUUUGGUGUCGAUCUUUUCGAAAUUGGUCAAUCGACAUUUUAUUGGCGAUAGUGGAGAAAGUCAACUGAAAGAAACGAGUGAAAGCUCAAGUCGCGCCUCAACAGCAAAACAAUCUACACAUGAUUCAUCGAAUAGUUCCAAAGAGAAAAUAAGUUUGUCAACUUAUAAACGUAUUGAAGAGCUUCGUUCGAUUAUCGAUCGAAUUGUCAAAGGCACCGUAGAUUUAAACGAACGAAUGCGAACGAUGUACCAAAUCAAUCAUCAACGUAUUCAUUAUGUCUUUUCCAUGAAGCAGUUAACACAACUAUUUCGCAAUCUGUGUGUUAGUUUAACACCAGAGUGUUCAAUUGAAGAUUUACUGGAAUUGUGGCAUCAUGAAUGUGAAUGGUUGUACGGAAAACGACUGUUUGAUCAAAUUGACCAACAACGAUACCAGCAAUUGUAUAAAACGAUUGUGAAGAAAUAUUUUAUGAACAUGAUUAACGAACAGCAAGUCCUACUGGCUGAAAAUCAACAGUUCUCCAAUCUACAAGUGACAGAAAGCGGUAUGAUCGUUGCGAAUUUAACUCGAGAUGCUCAAAAUUAUCCAACUGAUAACUAUAUUCUUGUGAACGAUCGUCAUCGAAUCGAAAUCUUAGUUCACAACGCGAUCAAUGAAUACAACAAAGAAAAGCCGAAGAUCAAUUUUCCACUCUACUCAUGUUACAUCGAUCUUCUCUGUCGAUUAUGCCAUACAGUUCAAACCGUGGAUGGUCAUUGCUGCAUUAUGGCUGAAGGUGUUCUCGAUCCAUGUUUAAUUCACUUAUUUGCCUCGGUUGUUGGCUAUCAAUUAGUUUCCUUUGAAACUAGCCAUUUGAUAACAUCAAACGAACAGAUGAAAACAUUUAUCAAACAGAAAUUAACCCAGACGUAUAUCGAUGCCGGAAUCCGAAAUGAGAAAAUCGUGAUUUUAAUCUCCGAAGACGAUUUUCAACAUCUGGAUUUGAUUAUCAACAUCACGAAUUUGAUCAACACAGAAGAUAUUUCCAGUUUAUUUUCGUUGCAAGAAGAAACAACAGUAAUCAAUUCAGUUCGAACACAAAUCCAACAAGCGGGUUUGACUUAUUCGAAAGCUGUAGCAUGGGAUUUCUUUCUUCGAAACGUCAAAGACAAUAUUCGAGUGGUGAUUUUAAUUAACAAAAUCGAUAAUAAACUAUGUUUGGAACAUCCGUCGAUAUUCAAUAAUAUUACAUUGAUCUAUUGGCAACACUGGGAUACUCAAACUUUGGUACAAAAUGCACUCUAUCAUCUGAAAAAUGUUUCAUGGUUGGAUAAGAACGCAAGCGAAAAUACUGCUCAUCUACUUGCGUCGAUGCACCUUUCCAUUCGACGAGCGAAUGCCAAUCAAACACAUCGACUACCGCACACGAACAAUCACACAUUUACUAAAUUCGUCGAAAAGUUUGUGAAGAUUAUCAACGAAAAAUCAGCGAACGUUUCGGACAACCAUCACGAUGUUCAACGUCUCCUCGAGCAAAUCCAAUAUCAGCAUGAAACAUCGAAGAAAUUGGAAAGAGAAUUACAACAUGAAAAGAUCGUUCUUGAAGAACGACUCAAAAGUACUAUCCGUAUGUUGACUCAAAUCGGUCAAGAUAUGGUAACCGCUGAACAACAAAUUCGCGCGCAUAAAUCUCAAACACGACGAACAGUUCAGUUGAAACGCUUGUUACCGGAAUACGAACUAUCUCAAGAGAAAAAUCUCUACAAAUGCUUAGCAAUUGCAACAGACGCGAGAAAACUAAUUGAAGGAUUAGAUAUGAAAUCGCUGCAAGAAUUACGAUCGGUAACGAAAGCUGAGUCACCGAUCGAAAAUACAUUGGCUGCUAUAAUUAUGAUUCUGAAAUCACCAACUGCGGAUUUGACGUGGCAAAAAGGUGCGAAACGGCAAUUGGCGAAUCUUGAUCGAUUUCUCGAAGAAACGCAAACAUUCGAGAAGAUUAAUUUAACUGAAGAUCAAAUCAAUUUGAUUAAUUCAGUAAUCGAUCGCGUCGACCUCGGAGACAAAAGUGUCACUCAAGCAUCGUAUUCGAACGCGGUGGUGAUUCUUUAUAAAUGGGUGAAACGUGUUUUACAAUAUCAUACGGUUCUUUUGAAAAAAGUCAAACCGAUUCAUCAGAAAUUAAAGGAAAUUCAAGAUGAUGUGUUGGAACAGGAACAGCGAUUGAUUCUAUUGGACAAUAAAAGUCAGGCAUUAGAAGCUCGAUUGAAAGAUUUAUCACAAAACUUUGAAGAAGCCACCGUCGAUAAGAAAGACCAAGAAGAAACAGUCGCCAUGAAAGACAAUCAACUGAAAAUCGCCUCACAACUGAAUGAAAUUUUAUCACGAGAAUUAGAUCGAACAAGUAAAAUAUUCGAAUCCAGCACGGAACGUCAAUCGACAUUAACUGGAACAUGUGCGAUAGCUGCGGCGUUUCUCAUCUACCUCGGUCCGUACGCCUAUGGAUUUCGUCGUUUGAUGUUAACUGCUCAAUGGAUCAAAUGCAUUCGCGAUCGAGGUAUGACCAUUGUCUUCGACCAAAUCUCCAGCGUGAAAGGUCGAACGAUUAAAUGGCAAUUGGAUCCGAACGAUGACCAAAAGUUCGCCAACGGAAAUGAAUAUCGACAAAUGGUUGUAUCGUUAAUCGAAUUUCUCCUUGGUGAUCAAACAAAUCUCGAAUGGUUAAGCCAAGGAACAUUACCAUCCGACAUGGAAAAUCAUACGAUUAUUGUACAAUCAGUUCAAUAUUCUCCAUUUCUCAUCGAUCCAUUUGGGCAAGCUGAUCAAUGGAUGGAGAAGUAUUACAACGUUCAAACAGUACAUUUCGACGAUGAGUCGACACAAGAUGUUGUUGUUGCAAUCGAACAAGGAUUUCUAUCCGGUGCGAAGAUCUAUGUGAAAAACUGUCAAUCACUCGACAGUCUUCUCUAUCCAAUUGCGCAAUGGAAAGCCACAUCUGAAGAAUCGCGUGUAAAAGAUGAUUCGAAUCUACUUUUCUAUUGUGGCCGUCGUUUGUACUGUAAUCCAUCGUGUCGUUUUUAUUUUCAUACCAACUGUGAUUCGUUGGAAAAAGUCUCUUCAUCUCUCUCGUUAUUAACUACACCGGUCAAUUGUCAAUACAGUGUCGAAACUCUAUUAGACGAUCUUCGUCAGCAAGUGUUCCAACGCAUCCAACCAAGUUUAUACAAGAAGAAAUUAUCGAUCUAUCGACUGAUACUACUAUGCCAACAGAGAAUUCAGGCCAUAGAUACUUUUCUGAAGUCAAAUACCAUUAGUGAUGAAUUCAAAGAUGAAGAAGUCGUCGUAACAUCAGUCGCUAUAGAACGAAAAUAUGCUUUGGGUGGCAUCGUUGAUCAAUGUAAUGAAAUUUUAGAUUCAAUUGAAAUUUACCACGAUUAUUAUUUCCCCUAUGCUCAACAUGGCGCAUUGCUUUAUUCAGUUUUACAACGAAUCAAUCUUCUCUCGCCGAAAAACUAUCAAUUUUCCAUUGCAAUCAUCUAUUCGCUGUUGGAUCAAUUCAUUCCACUGCAUCCUCCGAAAGCAGUGGAGGAAACCGAAACUUGGAAAGACGUGGAAGACAAACAACAUCCUCAACUUCCAUCGUUGAUCGAAACAACGAAUUUGAAAAAAGAAGAUUUGUUAGCACCCGAUCAUAAACAGAUUGACGAUAAUCUCAAGAAAAUGAUCCAAUCGUUCAUCAAAAUCAUUCUCCCACAACUAACCAGUGAUCAUCGUUUAGAAUUUCUCGUUCUUCUUCAUUUAUUACUAAAAACUGCUGUCGAUACCACAACGGAUGGUAAAAGUGACGUCCUUCAGUUAGAAUUUCUCGCCACGGGUUUACCCAGAAUUGACAGUCAAUCUCUAACAUAUCCGUCGACGUUGAAUGGGAAGCCUAAAUGGAUCAGUUCUGAUCUUGUCUGGUUCGACAUUGUUUCCUUAACGAACCUCUUCAACAACGAAGAUCUUCUCUAUCAUCUAUCGGAUAUUAUUCAAAAGAACGACCAACAAUGGAAGACUUUCUACGACAAUCCUUCGCUGAAUUCAGUUCCAACGAGCAAUGGCAAGUCAUUCUCUCAGUUGGAUAAGCUAGUUAUUAUAAGAAUUCUUCGUCCGGAUUAUUUCAUCGUUGCACUACGCGAUUAUGUCAUUGAGCAAUUCGAUCUGAAUAAUCUUCAAAAUGAUGAAAAUGACUUUCAAGGUGUUCACAUUGUCAAUCUACCGUUAAUUCCAGUGAAGUCUAUUACUCCAGGCGAAUUUCUUGUAAAUCAAAUCGAUAUCGAUCAUUAUCUUGGAAAUCAUUUGAAAUCCAAAGGAAAGAAAGUUCGCGAGAUCGAUUGUUUGUUUGUUAAUACUAUAUUCGACUCAGGUGAUGAAUGUGAUCUUAUCUACUUAAAAAAUAUUCAUCAAGCAUCAAUCGCACCGACACUUAUCAAACGUAUUUGUCGUCAGAGUCGAAAUAAUGUGAUCGUAACAAGAGAACCAUCGGUUGAUUUCGUCUACAUCGGCGCGCGUCUUCACCAUUACGAUUGUUUAAUUCAAGGAAAAGUUCCUCUUGCGAAUUUCUUAUAUCGAAAUUCGAAUAGUUAUCUACGGGAAACGCUUGGUCAAUUGAUAUCGAAUAGUUCGUCGAUUCUUCGUCAAUGUCAAGGCGAUGAAUUGACAAUCAUCUACGGCACGAUUGUAAUUCAAGCCAUUCUUGUUUAUUAUCAAGAAAUCUUUCAACAGAGUCAUUUUACACUUCAAUGGACAAGAAACUUGCCGCAAUUUGUUUUGAAUCUGAUUCGAAGUAAUAAAGACAAAAGCUUCGUUCGAGAUUUGAUUGAAAUGGCCUAUCCAAUGCAUUCUCCAUUGUUAACGAAACUUCUGAAUGAAUUAUUUUCACAAGUGUCAUCGAAAACAUCCAUUCGACUGAACGAUUGUCAAUUCGAAAUCCCCCAAACCGAAAGUCAAUUCAACCUCCAAUGGUUUCUAUCGAAACAUUCGAAAGUCAAUUUAACUUUCAACGAUUAUCCAUCGAAACAGAAAUCCCUUCAACAUCAAUUCGACAUCUUCGCUGAACAAUUAAAUAAACUAUGGCAUGAAAAAUCCGAAACUAUUUUUCAAAAUCUACACGUUUCAUUAAUUCACGAUAAUCUUCAUUUGCUGAAAGAGCGUUUACCGCCAUUGUUAAAUCUACCAUCGGGAAUCGAUUUCAAACAGGAUUUGAUUAGCAUUGCACUUUAUCAGGAAAUGGUUUAUUUUAAUAAACAAGUAGAAGCAAUAUUCAAAGAUAUUCAGGAAAUGGAAGAUAUGUUAGCGUAUGGAAGUUUACUAUUAGAGAAGAAUUUGAAGUUCAAAGCAAUCGGAUUUGACCUUCAACGAAAUCAAGUUCCAUCGCGAUGGUUUUCUGAACGUUCAUCGGCACCAAAAUCACUUUCGAUCGUGCAGUUUAUCCAUCAAUGUCGACAUCGGUUUAAUGAAUAUUAUUCUUGGAUGAAAUCUUUCGACAAUGUCGAAAAACUUGAUUCGCAGUGUAUUCAACGUUCGCGGCAUCUGAUUGAAUUGAUGUGUCUAUCGCAAGCAUUGAAAUUAAAUAUUACUCUUGAUAAAGUUCAAUGUAUUGGCCAAUGGGCAUCGAUGAAAGAGAAAAGAUAUUCUUCCGAUAGUCGACAUUUGAUUCUCAACGGUGCGAUUGUAAUGAAUGGAAUUGUUGAAAAUAACAAUCGAAUUAAACCAACUAGUGGAACGAGUCAUCCAUGUCCUGCGAUUGAAAUUUUUGCAACGGAAUCGAAAAUCGAUGGUCAUCUAUGUCCAGUCUAUGCAACAGCAUCAUCUCGUCUUGAUUCGCCAUUGUUUCAUUUGAUCAUCAACGAAACAAGUGACCCAAUAGUCUUUAUCGUUUUGCAAAAUGAUAAUGAAGACAUGGGAAGAAUUCCAUAUCCAACAGUGAUUCGUCAAGAACAAGAAAAGCCAAUAGUUAAUAGAAAUGAAUUGAGUUCAUUUCGCGAAAUGUCACCGAUUUCUCAAUUAUCUCAAUCAAGAGACGGCGGAUCAGAGACACCUUCUGUCAAAGAUAUUCAAAGAGAUGAGCCUAUGUUAGGUUUUGAAUGA